ACUAUUUUCUCUUCUUCUCAUCCGCACUAUCCAUCCAUUCAUGGCCCUCCAAGUCUUGACUUUGAGUCCACCCAAAGGGAUUAGGAUUCCAAAUGGCUAAUGAUUUUUUUUCUUGUGAUUGGUCUUCCCAGUCGUGCAUUCAGAAUCUAACAUUUUUGGUUUAUCUUGAUCUACCUCUUUUUUUUUUUAUUUUUUAUUUGUUAGACUUAGGUUUGUUGUUGGACUUUUUUCGGCUUUUUGUUGUUUUCUCUCUAACUGGUAUUAUUCAUGAUUGAUUGAUUUUCAUUCCCACAAUGAGUACUUCCAAUAUCUCUCACUCAAUAUUGAUUUGGUCUCUGUUAGUUAGGGUUUUCUGAUAUUUUUUUAUUUCAUUCAAUUGGGUUUUUGCUUUGGGAUUUGAUUUUAUCAACUAUUGAUCCACACUUGCCUCUUUGUGUUUGAUUUGGAUCUGGGUUGGGUUAGUUUGAUUUUGUUGUUUGGUGAAGUGAGAGAUAGAUAUGUUUGGUUCAGGUAUGAAUUUGAUUACUACAAUUAUUGGGUUUGGAAUGAGUGCUACUUUCAUUGUGUUUGUCUGCACCAGACUAAUAUGUGGUAGGCUUCGAGGAGCUGAGUCAAGGCAGAUGUUUGAGAUUGACUCAAGGAUUGAUCUUGAACAGCCAGUGCAUAGGAUUUCUGGUCUUGAACCAGCUGCGAUUGCUGCAAUCCCUACAAUGAAGUUUAACCGUGAGGCAUUCAGUUCUUUGGAAGAUGCACAGUGUACAAUAUGUUUGGGACAGUACCAAGAGAAAGAAGUAUUACGAAUCAUGCCUCAAUGCGGCCACAAUUUUCAUCUAUCUUGCAUUGAUGUAUGGUUAAGGAAACAGUCUACCUGUCCAGUUUGCCGGCUCCCUUUACAGGAGACUUUCGAAACAAAAUAUGCCAGACCUGUAGCAUUUGCUAUGUCCCGGCAUGUGGGAAAUUAUGAGUUUUCAAUGAAUCAUUCUCGGCAAUGGCUGAUUCCUGGUGCUGAGCAUUCUGAGGAGAAUGGAAGUAACCAAGGGCACAUUGAAUCCACAACUAGAAACCCGGAAUCUACUAGUUCUGGAGAAGCAGGAACAAGAUAAUGAUUGAAUCUACUAGUUCCAGAAGCCUUUGCUUCUUGAUAGUAACUUUCUGGUGUAGAAGUAGUUAUCAGCAUGAUCUAUUGGAUUGCUACAAGUGAAAUGGGAUUUAGGUCUUCAAGACUUCAACAGGGGUUGAAAUUUGCAUGAUAGGAUGUUUUUAUACACCUUGUAUGUAGAUGGAACCAAUUCAGAUGAUUUAAAUUAUUGUUUCAAAAAUCAUUAGAACUUCAUAUGGUUUGUAAAGGAGGCUUAGAUUACGUUGGCAUUUCAUUUAUAGCAUGAUUCUAUCUUGUAUAAUAUUUUGAAUUUUUUGCAAAUAAAACACAAAUUAUAUCAAAACUGUUAUUUAAAUUA
This is a messenger RNA of Cornus florida, 1457 nucleotides long. Its product is annotated as RING-H2 finger protein ATL39-like. The record is from RefSeq and is a predicted model, not a curated record. NCBI's taxonomy places the organism in Eukaryota, Viridiplantae, Streptophyta, Magnoliopsida, Cornales, Cornaceae. The transcript is spliced from 3 exons. Bases 498 to 1103 code for a protein of 201 amino acids.